AUGAGUCCGACCUCAGGUGACGAUGCUCAUCUCAUUUCCAAUCAUCCUCUCAGAGGUGUUGUUGCACUCGAUGGUCGGUACGUGGAUGUGCAGAAGCAGGAGUGGGCAGCAGCAGCAGCUGUUGGUCAUGCCUUUUAUUCUCUCCUCCAGCCUCGUGACCUCUUCGCAUGUCCUCCCCCACCUUCGAUUAAACAAUCGUCCACUCACUCCUCCUCUUCAAUUCCCAUCGGCGAUUAUGAUUGUUGGCAGACUGUCACCUUCUUCCAAAUAGUCCUCGACGUGAAGGAGACUUUGUUCUCACAGUGUGAGUGGGUGAGUGGGACGGGAAUGGAGAUGUGGCCACUGCAUGCCACCUGCACCUCAACGUGCAACACGAGGUUUGGGGGGAUUGGCAGUGGCAUUGCCACAGCUCAGUGCAACGCACCGUCUCAAAGCGCCAAUAAGACGGAAUUGAAGAAAGAGCCCCUCAUGUUGGUGGUGGUAGCAGUGAAAGUGAUUGGCGCCAACUUCCCUCCCACUAACACUGACACCUUAAAGGCCGUGAAGUCUAACACCACGAGUCGAUUGAAGCAGGAAUGCAAAAAGAGUUCGACUGGUUUCGAGAAUGAACACUCACUGCGGAUGGUGACAGCAAUGUUGGAGUUGGAGGAGGCGAAGGCGAUUGGAUGCAGAGAUAGAGCUUUGGCACCACAACGGAAGGGAUGUGAAAAGCUCUACGAGGCACUGAUGAAGGUGCACAGCGCCAAGUCCUGUGCCAUACGAGAACUGGUCGUAGUGGAGAAUGUGGCGAAUGUGCUGGCUGAGAGGGUGAGCUCUGUGCCAAACACUCUCAUUCCACUUUUGGCCGCUUCACAUUCUCCCCAUUCCUCACCUCCUCCUCCUCCUCCUCCCACUACUACUACUACUGCUACCACUAAGGCUACUACUGCUGCAACAACCACUAAUACCACCGCUCCGGACAAGGUGAUUGAGAGCAUGCAGUACUUCCUGCAAGGCAUCGGUCUGGUGAGUCACAUAAAGAUGCAGACAACACCACUGAAUUUGAAUCGACGGAUGUCAAUGGAGGACUACGACAAACCCAUGGGUCGUAUUCAACUGGCGGGUGGGUUUCGGCCCAAUCUCACGGCUCCAAACGACGUAGCAGACGAGAGCAAUAACUGA
Messenger RNA from Hydatigera taeniaeformis, 1161 nucleotides. NCBI's taxonomy places the organism in Eukaryota, Metazoa, Platyhelminthes, Cestoda, Cyclophyllidea, Taeniidae. The record is from the annotation of a GenBank genome assembly.